AUGGAGCCGGUUACUAGGGAGUUCAAGGACCUGCUUUUCCUCAGCUAUGUAGACGAUACCUAUAUUUUGGGGCCAGCGGCUAGGAUUCUGGAGGCUUUUGGGGUGCUGCGGGAGCGGUUGGAGUGGGUAGGGCUGGAGGUGCAGGCGCACAAGUGCCGGUUUUGGGAGCGCGAGGGCAAGGAGGUGGAGCGGGCACUGCCAUUGGGGAUGCAGCGGGUGGAUGAGGGUCUUACUAUGGUGGGCGUGCCUAUUGGAGAGGAGGUUUGGGAGGUGGUCCGACUACGGGAGCGGCUUCGACAGUUGCAGGCGCCACUGCCAUGGCUCCCCUUGCUCGACCACCCCCAGAUGGCUUCACACCUCCUCGCCAUUGCAAUUUCAGCGCGGCCGAUGUACCUCGCCCGGACUAUGCCGCCGCGUCCGGAGGUGGUUGAGGCUUUUAGGGAUUGGGACAGCUGUUUAGAGGAUUGCUUUGAGCAGCUUUUCCCACCUGGCACUUGGGAGCAGGACCCCGACCGGUCUAGGCGCGCACGCAUGCAGCUGCAUCUCCCUGUGCCUCUCGGUGGGUUCGGGAUCCGGGCGGCGGCCUCUUUGAGCCCACUGUCCUAUGUUUGCGGGUGGGCGCAGGCCGCGCGGGACAUUGCACAGUUAGGGGUGGCGGGUGAGGAGGCGAUGUUUGCUGAGUACCUCACCACUUCGACAGGGGCAGAGUUUCUUGACCCGUGGUUUGUCAAGGCUCUCGAGCAGCUGCCAGCGACUAUCCGCCACGAGAUACCGGGCUUACCUUUGUGUGUAGCGGCCCCUCCUGUUCGGCUUUUCCAGGCGCGUCAGCGGCAGUUAGCUGUAGAGGAGCUCCAGGCACUGCGCCGCUUGGCUCGUGACGAUGCUACCUUGGCCCGUUUCACAUCCCUUCAGAGCCCGGGGGCAGGUGCAUGGGUUUCGGCGGUUCAGGCUCACUCAGAUCUCACAUUCACUGCGGCUGAGUGGGGCAUUGCUGCUGCUAUACGGCUCGGCCUCCCAAUUCAGCAGCUGCAGGUGGCGGGGAGGUGUGUUUGUGGCACAGCGUAUGUUGACCCAGCAGACCCGCAUCAUGCCCUGAGAUGCAGGCACCAGCAUGGUCCUUCUCGGGUGCAUGAUGAGGCAUGGCCGGGGCGGGGUCGGGACCGCAAGUGGGCGGGGCCGAAGUGGGCGACGGGGCCGCAAGGGUGGGCGGGGCCGCAGGGUGGCGACGGGGCCUCAGGUGGCGGGGCCGCAGGUGACAUCGGGGCCUCAGGUGGCGGUGGCCGCAGGUAUAGGAGACGGGGCCGGGGCCGCAAGGUAGUCGACAGGGCCGCAACGGAGGGCGGAGGAGCCGCAAAUGUGGGCGGCGAGGCCGCAGGUGAGGGCGGCGACGGGGCCGCAGCUGAGGGCGGCGACGGGCCGCAGGUGAGAGCGGCGACGGGGCCGCAGCUAGGCGACGGGGCCGUAGGGCCGCAGCGGUGGCUUCGUCAGCAGGGGGAUGCGCACGUGGGGCUAGCUGUGUCGCGGGGGGCUUGUCGAGAGGACGACUCUGUGUUUUCGGCUUAUCUUUUAGGGUCACUGAAGGCGCUCAUCGAGGUGGCGUUACAACGUGCGCAAGCCCGUGUCAUCCUGCUUCGAGCGGCGUCUUCCAUGGGGGGGAUUAACGUAGAUUUGGCGGAUCGGGAGAGGGACGAUGUCGAUGUGGAAGGUGGGGCUCUCUGGUUGGAGGCCCCGUACAUGGUCGAUACGUUGAUGUGA
Closterium sp. NIES-65 is the source of this 1755-nucleotide messenger RNA. NCBI's taxonomy places the organism in Eukaryota, Viridiplantae, Streptophyta, Zygnematophyceae, Desmidiales, Closteriaceae. The record is from the annotation of a GenBank genome assembly.